This is a messenger RNA of Puccinia graminis f. sp. tritici CRL 75-36-700-3, 943 nucleotides long. RefSeq lists its product as uncharacterized. The transcript is spliced from 3 exons. The record is from RefSeq and is a predicted model, not a curated record. Gene Ontology annotation, molecular function: structural constituent of ribosome; rRNA binding. Gene Ontology annotation, cellular component: ribosome. Lineage: Eukaryota; Fungi; Basidiomycota; Pucciniomycetes; Pucciniales; Pucciniaceae. Gene Ontology annotation, biological process: translation. The coding region runs from base 56 to 490 and encodes 144 amino acids.
UGUGGAGCAAGGACUCAACAAGCAAACUCGGUCAACCUCAUAGCCUGCGUCCACUAUGCCACUCUAUUCGCUCAGUUGUCUUGCUCUCCAUUAUUCUACUUACACUCCCCUCAGGUCGCUGGUCCACACUGCAGCUACUUUGGUGGAAUCAAAUGGCGGGCUUGUUCGCCAGAUUGACUACCUGGGACGAAGAAACACCCCUCAACGCAUCCGAGCACCCGGCCUGGUCCCCGGAGGUGUCGGAGAAGCCGAUUACUGGACGAUGCAAUUUGAUGCCAACCCACCAACCGUUAGAGAGUUAACAAAUCGGUUGAGAGUUGAUCCGCGGGUACUCAGGCACACUACCUUGCUGGUCGGAAGUAAGCUCAGAGAUGUUGUAGCACCUCAGUGGAAUACUACUCUUCGCCCCUCACUGCGAUUACCCAAUGAUGAUGAAAAAGUGGACACCCACCAGCGUGCUUUAGACCACGACCAUGCUACCAGCCAAUAGACUAGAUUAUAUGACUUUGCUUUCAAACGAAAUGCGUUACAACCCUAUUUCCUUUUUCAAAACAUGUAGUGCACACCGAUGACCUCUCGCGUACUUUCCAAUCGGCGGUCCUCCACUAAAUAAGUCUUGUGUGCAUUUCUUUUUGUUUGGGUUUGGGCCAAGUCUACGGGACCUUGUAUGCAUACAUAGCCCCGAUAGCUUCGGCAGCUUUUCGGAAACAACUCCCAAACCGUUUUUACGGUUGCUUUCUAUUCGCCGUUUACACACACAAAAACCUUCCUAUAAUCUUUCACUACUUUCGUUAGAGCUACUUUUCAAGUUGGUCAUCGGCCUUUGUCAUCAGAUUCAGUCCGCCUUCUUUCAGCACAUAAUAUGUAUCUACUCAGGAGGCACCACGACCUAAGCUUAUGAAAACUGAACAUUUCGCUCAUUUAUUGCACAUUAUAAAACGCG